Molecule: messenger RNA, 1515 nt
Organism: Nematolebias whitei (Rio pearlfish)
Lineage: Eukaryota; Metazoa; Chordata; Actinopteri; Cyprinodontiformes; Rivulidae
Gene: prozb
Product: protein Z, vitamin K-dependent plasma glycoprotein b
Exons: 8
Coding region: 1-1482 (493 amino acids)
Biological process (GO): blood coagulation; proteolysis
Cellular component (GO): extracellular region
Molecular function (GO): serine-type endopeptidase activity; calcium ion binding
Source: RefSeq, a predicted model, not a curated record
AUGGCGGUCGGCAUCAUGUCAGCGUCUCUGCUCGCUCUCGUUCUCCUCGGAUGUUUACUCCAGACGUUUGGCCAAGGCCAAGUGUUUCGUCGGUCUCCUGAGGCACACGCCGUGUUCCUGCGGACCAAACGGGCCAACCAGUUCCUGGUGGAGGAGAUCCUGAAGGGGAACCUGGAGAGGGAGUGCUUCGAGGAGCAGUGCAACUACGAGGAGGCGCGAGAAGUGUUCGAAGACGACGCCAAGACGCUCACCUUCUGGACCGUUUACCGCGAUGGGGACCAGUGCAAACCCAACCCCUGUCUCAAUGGGGGGAACUGCACCGAUAAGGUGGGGGGGUUCAUCUGCUCCUGCAACAUUCCCUACUACGGACCCAUCUGUGAACUAGAAAUAUCCGAGUGUCCAACAAAAGGCCCGACAGCAUGUCACCAGCUGUGCACGGCUGCCUUUGACUCGUUCACCUGCUCGUGUAUGUCUGGAUUCAAACUACAGAGUGAUGGGCGGAGCUGUCUGCCUGAAGUGGAAUUUCCUUGCGGUCGACUUCCUGAUGCUUCCGUCUGUCACCACAGAAACUGUCCCUGGCAGGUGUCCCUGACAAACAGCAUGGGAGUGGAGCUCUGUGGUGGUGUGGUGCUAGGUCGCCGCUCCGUCCUGACCGCUGCCUCCUGCCUCUACCUCAACUCUGGGCCUGACCUCCGACCUUCACACUUCUUUGUGCUCAUAGGCAACAAGAAGCUCUUCUCAGUCCAAGCCUUGUACCUCCACGACCGCUUCAGUUUAAAUCACCACGACUACAAUAUCGCUCUUCUGCAACUGGCCACGCCUCUACUCUUUGGCCCCACCCUCACUCACCUCUGCUUACCCACUAAAGAUUUCAGCGAAAACGUCCUGAUGGAUUCCGGGAGAAAAGGCGUGGCAGAUAGCGGGGGGCGUGGUCAGAGCUCGGACCUGGUCUACGUGACGUUGGACGAGUGUCACAGGCAGCUGAACGUCUCACACCCGCUCAGCAACAAAAUGUUCUGCAUGAAGAGUCAAACAGAACCUUCGUGGAGGAACGUGAACGUUUUUUCCGAGAAUAAAACCAGACCGUCGGUGGAUCCGAACAUCACCUCAAGUUCAAAGAGGCCUUUAGGGAACCAAAAUAUUGGCACUUUAAACAGGACUCAGACUCAGAUCCAGAUUCACCAUAACACCACUUCAAGGAAUCACGAGGCACCACACGGUGGCAGGUGGAGGUCAAAGGUUAGCAGUCUGUGUGGCAGCUUGUUGCCGGGGUCGCCGGUUGCUACGGUGGAGAAAGGAACAGCGUUUCUGACCGGACUGCUGAUCUCAUCGUCCUCAGGUUGCGACGGUCAGGUGUUCACCAAAGUGUCCCGUUACUUGAACUGGAUCAGACCGAGACUGCUGAGAGCAGAGGAUCACAUGACCCCCCAACUCAGCCAGUAUCCCCAGGAACUCAUCAGCCAAGACAAUACGGUUUUCUGAGCACUGACAUUUAAACUUUCUCUUCUGAGCUAC